This is a messenger RNA of Penicillium cosmopolitanum, 1608 nucleotides long. Its product is annotated as RUS1 family protein. NCBI's taxonomy places the organism in Eukaryota, Fungi, Ascomycota, Eurotiomycetes, Eurotiales, Aspergillaceae. The record is from RefSeq and is a predicted model, not a curated record. The coding region runs from base 1 to 1608 and encodes 535 amino acids. The transcript is spliced from 7 exons.
AUGGCCCCUCGGGCAGACCAUUUGGUUCUGCACGAAACAGACGAAGCAGAUAAUCACACCGCAGUGUUCAUUUACUCUGAACCCUCGGAUUCGUCCAAACUAUCCCCCGCAAGGGUGGAUAUCUCGCCUACAUUCAAGCCGCCGUCUUCAUGGUCAAAGGAUGGUCUGAUUGCUCUGCUUUGCGAUGUCUUUCUUCCUUCUGGAUUUCCGGAUAGCGUGACUACUGACUAUCUGCCUUACCAAAUUUACGACUCUCUCCAAGCAUUCUGCAGCUCAAUCGCUGGCCUCCUCUCAUCACGAGCAGUUCUCCAAGGCAUCGGCGUCGGAAAUGUAGACGCCUCCCCAACAAAUGCUCUCCUCUUGCAAAUCCUCCAAGACACAUCCGGCCGCAUUGCCACGAUCCUCUUCGCCCACCGGGUCGGCACAGCCCUCGAACCAGAAUGCAAGACCUACCGUCUGGCGGCAGAUGUCUUCAACGACAUCGCCAUGAUCAUGGACUGUCUCUCGCCAAUGGUUCCAGCCGGUACGAUGCGCGUAAGCGUUCUCAGUACAGCGGGUGUCUUGCGAGCUCUCUGUGGCGUUGCUGGUGGAAGCUCGAAAGCUAGUCUCAGUGCUCACUUUGCGAAAUGGGGGAAUUUGGCUGAACUUAAUGCAAAAGAUUCGUCGCAGGAAACAAUCAUUUCCCUCGUUGGCAUGCUGGUCGGCUCCGUCAUUGUCUCACACAUCACCGGCUUCAAAAUGACCUGGGCAGCCCUCUUAUUCUUACUAGCCAGCCAUCUAAGUCUAAACUAUGCAGCCGUCCGCUCCGUCGAAAUGACCAGCCUAAACAGACAACGCGCUAGCAUGGUUUUCUCAGCCAUCAUCGAAAGCGAUAACUACGGCACAAAAAAGAAAGUCACUAACCUCCCAAUUCCAACCCCAGCACAGAUCGCACUAAAUGAGCGAAUCCUGGCAAAGGGCUCCCCAUUCUUCUGGUCCUCUCAACGGCAUCCAGAACGACAAUCCCUCGGUACGGCCGAGAUGGGCGUUUCGUUAGCGGAGUUCUUCGCGCGAAGUCACGCAGUUGCGACGAGCACGAGCACGAAUUCGGAGUCAGGCAGCGAUAAAGACAAGGACAGAGCUAAUGCCAUCGCCACCAACACAUCCCGAGCAUUCCACACAACCCUCCCACUAAAGGCCCUGAAAACUCUCUUCGAAAAAGAAGAGUACCUACUCUACUUAACCAACCAAUCCAAAUCCCAAUCCCAACCAUCAAAAUGGCACGCUUCAAUCCUCCUAACACCAUCCGCAACAACAAAAACCCAACUAAAAGCCUGGUGUCAUGCUCUAAUCGUCGCGCGCGCACUCAUCGAGCCAGAGCCAACCUCGACCCGGUCCUCGACCCGAACUCAAAGCCCAGACUCAACUACAGAAAGAGAAUCCACGAACGACGAAAGCACAAAAAAGCCAGAUACAGUCUUCGGAUACAUCUCGGAAACUUUAACGAAAUUAAACGAAGACGGUCGGUUCGAGGGGUAUCUUUCUGCGUUGAGGGGACGGGGAUGGGAUGUGGAUGUUUCGGCUUUGGAAGUUAGGGCUGGACGGAGGGUUUUGAUUGAGUUUGGUUGA